CGCAGGGCGCGGGCCGGAGGAGCAGGAGCGUAAGGGCGGCCGGCGCGUCCUUUGUGCCCGGGAUGCGUCCGCGCUAGGAGCCAGGAAAACAUUCUGGGUGUCCUGGGCAAAUGCUGGAUGGGGGGGUCCUUCUGCUCCCCCUCCAAGAUGGGGGCCGCGCCUGUCUGGGCCUCUGGCCUUCUGAUGCUGCAGAUGCUGCUGCGGGUAGCCGGGGAUGAAGGCACACAAGAUGUUACUGCCACUUCAGAAAAGGGGAUCCACAUGCAGAAGAUGGGAUCCGGGCCUGUGAGGGCUGCGCUGGCUGAGCUGGUGGCCCUGCCCUGUCUUUUUGGUGUGCAGCCACAACAGGGCACAACUGGGGAUGUCCCUCGGAUCAAGUGGACCAAAGUGCGGGCUUCAUCAGGCCAAAGACAGGACUUGCCCAUCUUAGUGGCCAAGGACAACGUGGUACGGGUGGCCAAGGGCUGGCAGGGUCGUGUGUCACUGCCUGCCUACCCAUGGCACCGAGCCAAUGCCACGCUUCUGCUGGGGCCACUGAGAGCCAGCGACUCUGGACUGUAUCGCUGCCAGGUGGUGAGAGGCAUAGAGGAUGAGCAGGACCUGGUGACCCUGGAAGUGACAGGUGUUGUGUUCCACUACCGGGCAGCCCAGGACCGCUAUGCACUGACCUUCUCUGAGGCCCAGGAGGCCUGUCGGCUGAGCUCCGCCACCAUUGCAGCCCCGCGGCACCUGCAGGCCGCCUUCGAGGAUGGCUUUGAUAACUGCGAUGCUGGCUGGCUCUCGGACCGCACUGUUCGGUACCCGAUCACACAGUCCCGGCCUGGUUGCUAUGGUGACCGCAGCAGCCUGCCUGGCGUGCGGAGCUACGGGAGGCGAGAUCCGCGGGAACUGUAUGACGUGUAUUGCUUUGCCCGCGAGCUGGGGGGCGAGGUCUUCUACGUGGGCCCUGCCCGCCGGCUGACCCUGGCCGGUGCUCGUGUGCAGUGCCUCCGGCAGGGCGCUACUUUGGCCUCAGUGGGACAGCUGCACCUGGCCUGGCACGAGGGCCUGGACCAGUGUGACCCGGGCUGGCUGGCAGACGGCAGCGUGCGCUACCCAAUCCAGACGCCGCGCCGGCGCUGCGGUGGCCCCGCACCGGGCGUGCGCACCGUCUAUCGCUUCGCCAACCGCACUGGCUUCCCUGCACCCAGUGCGCGCUUCGAUGCCUACUGCUUCCGAGCUCAUCACCCCACACCCCAACAUGGAGACCCCGAGACACCCUCAUCUGGAGAUGAGGCAGAGAUUCUAUCUGCAGAGGGCCCUCCAGCUGGCUUGGGCGAGGAGGACGAGGUGGUGGUUACCCCUGAUUUCCAGGAGCCUGUGGUGUCCAGCGGAGAAGAGUCUUUGGUCUUGGCAGGGACACAGGAGUCUCCAAAGACCAGCUCCACCCCUGGAGACCCCAGGCUGGACUCGUGGCCCCCUGAAGAAGAGUCGCUGCUUACUGGUGCCCCCAAGCGCAACAACAUGGAAGUAGGUGUGGCAGGGAUACCCACUACAAGCGCAGAGAUGGCCUCCACCCCUACACUGAGGAGGAGCCGGUUCAAAGGGUUGAAUGGGCGUCACUUCCAGCAACAGGAUCCAGAUGGCCCAUUGGUCAUGGUAGUUGAGGCCAGCGCCCGACCACCUACCCCAGAAGUUGUUGCCAACCACAUCGAGCUGCCCUCGACUGCAGAGACCUCGGGGAGUGGCCUAACACUCAGCCCCUGGACCAGUCUGACCAAUGAGUUGGAGAUGCCCAGAGCAGGUGCCUCUGAUGACAGAAGCCCCCCACAGUCCCACCUGUGGCCUCCAACUUCAUUCCAUCCGAGUAUCCCAGGUCCUACCAGGACAUCUGACCUGAAGCCAAGAGCAGCCCAAGCCUCCAGCAUGAUGCCAGCCACCCACAAUCUGCCCUGGCCAUCCUUGGAGCCCACUGUCCCUGCCUCCAACCCCCUGGAGGGUCACAGCACUGUCCCUUGGGAGGCAUCCCCUGGUGUUACUUCCCCAGACUUCCCUAUUGUGGCCAUGCUGCGUGCCCCCAAACUGUGGCUCCUGCCACACUCCACGUCUGUCCCAGAAGCUGAUGGGGAUGAGGGGCAUGUAGAAGCUGUGACUCCUGCCCUGCCAGCCCCAGCCAACCCAUUCCCCUCCUGGGGCCCAGCAGGAUGGAAUGGUGAGCUCACAGCCACCAUGCUGAACAGCCUCAGAUCAGGAAGCCCCUUGGCCCCAUCCCAGGCUGCCAUGGAUGUCCCAUCUGGAGCCAGCCCAGACUUCCCUGCAGCAGACUCCAGAGACAUCAAGGGGACCCGCCUGCCCCACACUCCGGACCACCUCAGCUCCAGCUCCUGGCUUUCCAUGGACGAGAACAUGACAAUCAAUCUUGUCCCUUCUGAUGCCCCAGUGGGGUCCAUGAAUGUCCCUGACAUCCCAGGGACUGAAUCUGGGUUCUUAGAUGCAGCAGAGAGCCCCUCUUCUGGCUGGCAGGCUACUGUAGAUGAGGUGCCAGACACUGGGUCAUCACUGCACAUCAGAGAGCUGGACACCAGGACCACAUCUGUACCCUCAGAGAGCCUUGGAGUCAUCAUGAGUGAGGAACCUCAGGUAGCUUCAGAGGGCAGUGCCACAAAGGAUCCCAUGGGUGUCACAGUUGAGCUAGCCCCCAGUGAUGCUGGUACCAUUUUGGGGUUGGGAUCCCAAGACUCCACUUCCAGAACUCAACUGGCCAUGGGUUCAAAUGUGGUGACAUCUCUCACCUCCAUGGACUGGGGGACCAACAGUGAGGCCCAGAAUACACCCACAUUAACCUUCAGCUCUCAAGGCCAUCCAGAGCCAGAAGGCCAGGGGACACCAGGACCUUCAGCCCCACCGUCUCAGGGCAGUCCUCCCAGGAAGCCAGCUCUUCCUCCCUGGACAACUACAGCUGCCAGCAUAGAUGAAGCUGCCUCAGUUUCCUCAGGGGAGCCUGUGGAGCCAUGGGACACCCCCAGCACCCUGCUUCCUGUGCCCCUGGGCUCUGAGGAGCCUGAGCUGCAGGUCCUGGUUGGAAGCCCAGGCCUGGAGGGUUUCUGGGAGGAGGUGGCCAGCGGGCAGGAGGCUUCCACAGAUCCCUGUGAGAACAACCCUUGCCUGCACGGUGGGAUCUGUCACACCAACGGUACCAUGUAUGGCUGUAGCUGCGAUCAGGGCUUCGCAGGGGAGAACUGCGAGAUUGACAUCGAUGACUGCAUCUGCAGCCCCUGCGAGAAUGGAGGCACAUGUAUUGAUGAGGUGAAUGGGUUUGUCUGCCUUUGUCUCCCCAGCUAUGGCGGCAGCCUGUGUGAGAAGGACACAGAAGGCUGUGACCGUGGUUGGCACAAGUUCCAGGGCCACUGCUACCGCUAUUUUGCACAUCGGCGUGCAUGGGAAGAUGCAGAGCGAGACUGCCGCCGCCGGGCAGGUCACCUGACCAGUGUCCACUCCCGGGAGGAGCAGCAGUUCAUCAACAGCUUCGGGCAUGAGAACGCGUGGAUUGGCCUAAACGACAGGACAGUGGAGAGAGAUUUCCAGUGGACAGACAACACGGGGCUGCAAUACAAGAACUGGCGAGAGAACCAGCCAGACAAUUUCUUCGCGGGUGGAGAGGACUGUGUGGUGAUGGUGGCACAUGAGAGCGGGCGCUGGAAUGAUGUUCCCUGCAACUAUAACCUCCCCUACAUCUGCAAAAAGGGAACAGUCCUGUGUGGACCCCCUCCAGCAGUGGAGAAUGCCUCCCUUGUCAGUGUCCGCAAGUCCAAGUACAAUGUCCAUGCCACUGUCCGCUACCAGUGUGACGAAGGCUUUGCCCAGCACCACGUGGCCACCAUCCGCUGCCGGAGCAAUGGCAAGUGGGAGCGGCCCCAGAUUGUGUGCACCAAACCCAGAAGGUCCCAUCGGAUACGGAGACACCAUCACCACCACCAGCAUCGGCACCAGCAUCGCCACCACAAAUCUCAUAAGGAGCGCAGAAAACACAAGAAUCACCCAGCAGAGGACUGGGAGAAGGAUGAAGGGAAUUUCUGCUGAUGAGCUCAGCAGAAGCCAGCACAGCCUCUACCCUACAUCUCCUCUGGAGCCUUCUCCUAGGGACACAGUGCCCACCCAGAAGGAGAGGGUCUCUGGAGGUACCCUGAGCCCCAUGCACUCCCCCCAACCCUGUGUACAAAGCUCCCUUCUCUUCUUUCCCACCCAGGAUCCUCUUGGCAGGGGUGGCCAUGUGUCUGAAAAGUGCAGUUUUGUCGGGCAGAGCCUGGAGCCUCAUAGCCACAGGAAGUGCCAUUACAUUGCUUCCCCUAUGUAUUUGCCAGGCUGAUAGCCUAGUGUUGAAAUGAGGCUUCUGCGAGCAUGUGUGAGUGUGUGUUUGGAUGUGUGCUGAGGAAUUUUGACACCAGAGAUUCAGGCUCAGUUGAAUGGUUGGCUGCCCUAAAUCCACAAUGAAGCCUUUCUUAAGGUCACUGGCUCGGGGAGCAGGCGGCUCCAUUGACACACAGCAGCUGGGAUGUGACUUGCUCUUCCUUCACCUUGGACUUCUGCCGUAUGCAUAAACUAGUGUGGAACUCUCACUACUGAAUUUAGGAGUGUGUUUUAGAAGCACCAGCCUCCAUGGCCUCCUAGAGCAAUGUGGAGGGCAGGAGGGAAAGUAUAUUGCAGACCCUCUCAGAUCUUGUCCAAUGCUGGAAUACUGUGGUCUUUUAAAUUUUGUUUUCUCUCUCUCUCUUUUUUUUUAAUAUAAGGCCUCACUCUGUAGCUAAGGCUAACCUGGAAUUUACUUUGUAGCCCAGGCUGGACUCAAAUUCAUGGUAAUCUUCCUGGGAUGACAGGCCUGCUGGCACCACUAUGCCUAGAGAUGACAUGAUUUUAUGGUGGCAGAUCUCUCACACACAUUCACAGAUUCAUGUGUUGAACGCACGCACACACCAGAUGACAAUAUCAUUAAUACUAGUAUACCUGGAUUUCCUCCCCUCCAUCUCUCAGGGAGACAAUGAGCCUCCUUCCUGAACUGGGGUGGGUUAUAUGCCAUGUUUUCUAGCCCAUAGCCCAUCUGUACCCCUUCCUGGAACAGACUUUGGCAAUGCCCCUGUCUUGGAUCCCAUCCCAACCCCAUCUGCACACACUGCCUACUAGACUAGACAUGUUUAAAGCUACCCAUGCCACCUACCCAUGGCUGUAUUGUAGAGAGAUGGGUGGUGUUAAAAAAGAAAAACACACAUUUUCCCCUAUAAGUUUUACUUUUUAAAGUGGGAAAGUAUCUACCUUGCCUUCUUUCUUCAAAUUGCCCUACAAACUCAGAGGCAGGAGCCAGCUCCCUGCCCUCCUACACAAAGCAUCCAGAGAUUGGCCUCCAUAUGUCAUGGCCAUGCUUAGCCCCUCCAAUGUGGGUAAAAUGUGUGAAGUGGUGUCAAAGCUGUGGUGUGGGUGGAGGCACAGCUCAGCAGUGACACUUGUGGAGCCUGGUAGAGGCCCCAGUUCCAUCCCCAUUGCUUGUCAUGUGGCCCCUCUAAGGGAUUAGUACAGAUAGAAAUGUUUUAACUAGCCAGGCGUGGUGGCGAAUGCCUUUAAUCCCAGCAUUUAGGAAGCAAAGGUAGGAGGAUUGCCAGGAGUUCGAGGCCACCCUGAGAAUACAGUAUGAAUUCCAGGUCAGCCUGGACUAGACUAGAAUGAAACCCUGCCUAGAAAAACCAAAAUGUUUUAACUGAGCCGUCAUCUGUAUGAGAUCUCAACAUCCAAAUGAUGAUCAUUUCCCCAUUUUAUACAUAAUGAGACUGAGAAAUGAACAGAAUUAAUAUCACAUGAAGGAUAGGGCUAUAGGAAGGACUUGGUCCCAAUUCUGACUUAAACAUUGCCUUUUACUUUGGGGGAAGAGAUUGAAAGCCUCCUCCUCCUCCUCUUCUCCUUUUCUCCCUCUUUCCCUCCUUCCCUCUCUCUCUCCCCUUUCCUCCCCUCCCCACAACACACUGGCAGAUUUGGAAAGUAUCUACAAAUGCAAACUGGACCCUUCCCCUUGACUUUGAUCAUCCAUCCUCCCUGCUACAGAUAUUAGCCACUGCCCUAGCUCAGACUGUUGUGGGAAAAGCCCAGGGACACAGGUUUUGUCUUUUUACUUCACUAACACUUGGUUCAAAUGUAAUAACAACAUACCUUCACCUCUCCAUGGCACAAAAUGAUUUCUCUUUGUUUGGGGGGAUAUGACUUGCUGGGGUGCUCCUGUCCCCCACUCCAGCUCUAUAGUGGGAGGAGCUCCAGUCUUUUCUAUAGCAGCAGGAGUUUAUCUUUGGAUCUUUCCCUCUGGGAUGUGUGUGUGUGUGUGUGUGUGUGUGUGUGUAUGUGUGUGUGUGUGUGUGUGUGUGUGUGUGUGUGUGUGUAUGUACAACUGUGGGUCCUUCUGAAAGCCACAGUGUUUUGUGGGUCUGUGGUAUCUGACACUGUGGACAUUAAUGUACUUCUUGAACAUUUUAAUAAAUUUUUUAACAGCUCAA
This is a messenger RNA of Jaculus jaculus (lesser Egyptian jerboa), 6509 nucleotides long. RefSeq names its product neurocan (gene Ncan). Gene Ontology annotation, biological process: cell adhesion. Bases 118 to 4059 code for a protein of 1313 amino acids. The record is from RefSeq and is a predicted model, not a curated record. Gene Ontology annotation, molecular function: calcium ion binding; hyaluronic acid binding. The transcript has 16 exons. NCBI's taxonomy places the organism in Eukaryota, Metazoa, Chordata, Mammalia, Rodentia, Dipodidae.